Messenger RNA from Rana temporaria (common frog), 2783 nucleotides. RefSeq names its product gamma-aminobutyric acid type A receptor subunit alpha1 (gene GABRA1). Bases 380 to 1768 code for a protein of 462 amino acids. Gene Ontology annotation, molecular function: benzodiazepine receptor activity; inhibitory extracellular ligand-gated monoatomic ion channel activity; GABA-A receptor activity. The transcript is spliced from 10 exons. Gene Ontology annotation, biological process: chloride transport; nervous system process; regulation of postsynaptic membrane potential. The record is from RefSeq and is a predicted model, not a curated record. Gene Ontology annotation, cellular component: dendrite membrane; neuron projection; synapse. NCBI's taxonomy places the organism in Eukaryota, Metazoa, Chordata, Amphibia, Anura, Ranidae.
CCUGAUGUACAUUUUGUCCAUUUUUCCUCUCUAACAUGCAACACUGAAGCUGUGACCAUUUUCUCUCUCACUUUGGAAAUCCGCAGCGAUCGAUGGCAGGUUUAGAAGAUCAGUUGUGUUGUGUUUUGUUUUUAGGGACAGGCUGAACGGCUCUGCAGGACUUAAAGGGUGGAGAACAAAAAGAGGGAAAAAAAAAGAAAAAGCUUUUCAUAGGGAAGUUAAUGUGGGGUUUUGCUCAUCUACAAGUCUAAACGACUUAGUCGAAUGAUAGAAGCUCUGCAUUUUUUUUUGUGUCUGUAAUUCUCAGAGACAGAGAUAUUGUUUUGUAGCAGCCAUCCAAAAAAAAAAUCUGUAGUAAUAUUGAAGGAAUCGGAGGAUAAUGAGAUUUAAGACUCAAGGAAUUGCAAUGAGGAGGAAAACCAUCUUAAUUGAUUGUCUUUGGGCCUGGACAGUAAUUUUAAACACAUUAACAGAAAUAAGUUGUGGACAAAGCACGCAGGAUGAGAUUAGAGACAAUACCACAGUGUUCACAAGGAUCCUGGAUCGUCUCCUAGAUGGCUAUGAUAACCGCUUAAGACCGGGAUUGGGAGAGCGUGUAACUGAAGUGAACACAGAUAUCUUCGUCACCAGCUUUGGACCGGUUUCCGAUCAUGAUAUGGAAUACACAAUUGAUGUAUUUUUUCGACAAGGCUGGAGAGAUGAAAGACUCAAAUUCAAGGGCCCCAUGACAGUCCUCCGUCUUAAUAAUUUAAUGGCAAGUAAGAUAUGGACGCCAGAUACGUUUUUUCACAAUGGAAAGAAAUCAGUGGCCCAUAAUAUGACCAUGCCAAACAAACUCUUACGGAUAACAGAAGAUGGGACUCUGCUUUAUACAAUGAGACUGACUGUGCGAGCAGAAUGUCCAAUGCAUUUAGAAGAUUUCCCAAUGGAUGCUCAUGCCUGCCCCCUAAAGUUUGGAAGCUAUGCUUACACAAGGGCUGAAGUCGUGUAUACCUGGACCCGAGAACCAGCACAGUCUGUUGUCGUUGCUGAAGAUGGCUCUCGGUUAAAUCAAUACGAUCUGCUGGGUCUAAAUGUGGCAUCUGGAAUUGUUCAAUCUAGCACAGGUGAAUAUGUUGUCAUGACAACCCACUUUCACUUAAAAAGGAAGAUUGGAUACUUUGUAAUUCAAACCUACCUGCCAUGCAUUAUGACAGUUAUACUAUCCCAAGUGUCUUUCUGGCUCAACAGAGAGUCUGUUCCUGCAAGAACUGUGUUUGGUGUAACAACAGUACUUACCAUGACCACACUGAGCAUCAGCGCCAGGAAUUCUCUUCCAAAAGUAGCCUAUGCCACUGCCAUGGACUGGUUUAUAGCAGUGUGUUAUGCAUUUGUAUUUUCAGCUUUGAUUGAAUUUGCAACUGUGAACUAUUUUACAAAGCGAGGGUAUGCAUGGGAUGGAAAAAGUGUAGUUCCAGAGAAGCCAAAAAAGGUAAAGGAUCCUCUCAUAAAGAAGAACAACACAUAUGCUUCAGCAACAGCCAACUACCCACCCAUAGCCCGAGACCCUGGUUUGGCAACCAUUGCUAAAAGUGCAACCAUAGAACCAAAAGAAAUUGAACCAAAACCAAAACCUGCAGAACCCAAGAAAACGUUCAACAGUGUGAGCAAAAUUGACCGACUAUCAAGAAUAGCUUUUCCUCUCCUAUUUGGGACCUUUAACUUAGUCUACUGGGCAACAUAUUUAAAUCGGGAACCAGCAAUCAAACCAUCAACACCACCUCAAUAACCCAUCAACUCAUAUCCAUGUUCUGUCUUUUGCACUGGGAAUUGCUUCCAGUAUUUAAAUCGGAAAAUUCCUAUUUGCCAUAUUACCUCUGUCUUAAGGAAUUUGAAGGUUUGCGUAUGAAACAUAGUUUUAAAAAAGAAAAAAAAUAGAAGAGGCCACUGCUUGAUGCCACGGUACAAAUAUGUUGUUUGUCUAAAACAAGAGGUAUCUGUGAAUCCUGAACUGGACAUGUGAAACUAGACAAGAGUUUAAUUAGUAGCAUGUCGUUGAAAUACCUAGCAGAUAGAGAUGUGCCCUGUUCACCAUAUCUACAAUUUAUAGUUUACAGGGAUAUAUGUUAUAUAUUUAAAAUAUGACAGUAAUAUACUGUAAAUACAGGAACUCUGUAUUAAACACUACUGUAAGAGUAGUUCUUAAAGUUUAAAUUCAAUGCAAAUGUUUGUUGUACACCAGUAAAAAAAAGUUGUUGACUUUCUGCAUUUUGGUUACUGUUGAACUUCUUUAGUUCUUAUAUUCAGUCAUUUAUCCGUUAACAUGGAAAAAGGCCAACUAUGGAUUAUAGAGGUCUAAAAGUGGUUGAAGUGUCGAGACAUGGUCAUCAAGUCUUGCCAUAAUUAUUUACUAGUGCUUGAUGUUUUCUAAUGCUUUAAAACCCAUAAUCGCACAUGACUUAAAUAAGAAGAAAUGUAUAUUUAACAGAAGCAUUCCCUUUGCAAAACAAUCCAUUAACCACCUGUUUCUUUUAGAAACACAAUUAAUAUGAAUAGUAUGUUAAACAAGUAUAUUGGAAUUUAUUGAAACUACCCCAAAUUCUACAAAUGACACCGCUAGUAUUUGUGUAAUACAUGCAUCAAUGUAGCCAAGAUAGUUUGUUCUUGCUUCAAACAUGCAGCCAUGUACUUAAGAAUCUCCUAUUUUUUAUUUAUUUUUUAAUUCGUUGCAUAUGUUUGGACUUUUGAAGCAAACACAAAUGUUUAGUGAUUUACUAAAUGAAUAAAAAAAAUAAACAAAUGUA